This is a messenger RNA of Cucumis melo (muskmelon), 769 nucleotides long. RefSeq names its product non-symbiotic hemoglobin 2. The coding region runs from base 90 to 545 and encodes 151 amino acids. NCBI's taxonomy places the organism in Eukaryota, Viridiplantae, Streptophyta, Magnoliopsida, Cucurbitales, Cucurbitaceae. Gene Ontology annotation, molecular function: heme binding; oxygen binding. The record is from RefSeq and is a predicted model, not a curated record. The transcript has 4 exons.
AAAUGAGAGUAAUGAUAAACUGGCAAUAUUGAAGAGAGGUUCCAAAACCCCCUUAUCUUUCAAACAUUUAGAGAGAGAGAGAGAGAGAAAUGGAUUUCACUGAGAAGGAAGAAAGUUUAGUGAAAGAAUCAUAUGAAGUUUUGAAGAAGGAUUUGCCUUUCUACAGCCUUCAUUUUUUCACUCAGAUAUUGGAGAUAGCACCAGCAGCAAAGGGCAUGUUUUCUUUCUUAAGGGAUUCUGAAGACAUCCCUCACAACAAUCCUAAGCUCAAGGCUCAUGCCCUCAAGGUUUUCAAAAUGACAUGUGAAGCAGCCAUUCAAUUGAAGGAGAAAGGGGAAGUGAUCGUCUCGGAGACUACGUUGCAAUAUUUGGGAUCUGUUCACCUUCGUAAUGGAGUCAUUGAUCCACAUUUCGAGGUGGUGAAAGAGGCAUUGCUACGAACAGUGAAAGAAGGAGUGGGAGAGAAAUGGAGCGAAGAGAUGGGCAAUGCUUGGACAAAGGCCUAUCACCAUUUGGCUUCAGCAAUCAAAGCUGAAAUGAAAUGAAAUUUCAUUCAAAUUUCAAACUAUGGGAUGCUGCCUUUUAAAUUUUCUUCAUUUCCUUCUGGGAAGAAAAUGAUAUUAUCUUGGAAGUAAAAUAAAAAAGUGUAUGAAAUUUGUGAUGUAAUAAUUGAAAUUUGAGGAUAUUGGCAAUAGGGCUCAAAAUGUCAAAACCUUGCAUCUUUUUAAUUACAGUGAAAUAGUGUCGUAGACAUAUAUUUAUUCGGUUA